Tricharina praecox is the source of this 1624-nucleotide messenger RNA. RefSeq lists its product as uncharacterized. The record is from RefSeq and is a predicted model, not a curated record. Bases 1 to 1254 code for a protein of 417 amino acids. The transcript is spliced from 2 exons. NCBI's taxonomy places the organism in Eukaryota, Fungi, Ascomycota, Pezizomycetes, Pezizales, Pyronemataceae.
AUGCGCCACGACCCCCGCAUCCGCCAAAACAUCGACCAUUUCUCGACCUCGCUUGAGUCCGCCGUCGAAAAUGCGCGCACCGGCUGCUUCACCUUCACCAAGUCAUACCUCGAGCCUUGUUUCUCCUCCCUGAUAGAUUGCUGUACCACCUGCGUUCCGCAAGCAAAAACCCACCAUCACCACCACCACCACCAUCACCACCGCCACCGCGCGCCGCAGCGCAGCGAGUUUCCAUUCGCAUUCUACGACUAUGACGACUACGACAGCGACUCCGAUGAGCGUGCGUCGCGCGGGUUCCUAGCAUGGGGGACCGACGAGCUUGACCGCCUGCUGGCUGGGAGCGGGAGUCAAUCGCCGACGACGAGGAACGAGAGGAUGUUCUACGGCGCUGUGAACGAUGCGUCCGGUCCUAGCGGCCUGCUGAGGAAGAGCACGCACCCCGGCGGUGUGGGCCCGGACCCGACGGUGAUUCCUGGGACCAACAUGUUUGGGUUUCUUUCCUCGUUUGGGUUCCGCGGCAAGGGAAUGCGGUAUAAGCCGUCGGCGGCGAAUCUGCAGGAGCAUCCGCAGCGCAGCACGGCGGAUAUGACCUAUACGCGCGGCCAUGGGAGACAGAGGAGUGGGACGGAGUCGAGUUUGGCGAGUCAGGGCGAUAGUUUGAGGAGUCGCAUGGAUCUGUGGCCGAGUGAGGAUGAGGACGAUGCCGUCGUUAUCGGCGAUGAUGCGUUUCCGAGGAGUAGCGAUGGGGAGAGUACGCAUGCUAUGGGAUUGGGCAUUGGCACCGACGACGAUGACGGUGUGAGGUAUGAAGAUCUACUGAUAGAUGACGGGGAUGCACGGCGGCGGAUGUGGAGACACGCGAAACGACUCACCAUGCAACGGGGGCUGAGUUCAGAUAGCAUGGAAGAAAGCAAAGCCAGAAGCACCUAUAACCAAGGCUCCAGCAGUGCGCCACCCACAAUACUAGCCACCAGUCCUCCCGGCAGCAUCAGAUCCUAUGAAGCCAUGAGCAUCCAACAGCGAUCGUUAUCGCCACUGAGUGCGGGGGCACUGCGAAAAGAAAUGGAUAACGAGACGCCCAGGGCGCACCUGCAGAUGAGGCAGGUAUCAGCACCUUCACCCAUCCAUACCCCGUCGUCACCACGACCUCCAUCGGAAUGUGCCAGUGAUUCCACGCCGAGGGCUUCUGCGUCGGGGAUCUUGAUGGUUCCGCCGUCGCCGUCAUUUUCACAAGCGGAUCCUGAUGACGAAUAGGAUAUGGCAAGUGUUGAGUAAAGUUUUCUUUUCUUUUUGUUUUCUUUUCGGGAAUUUGUGGCGUAACGCAUCUCGUUUUUGUUUGUGUUGAUAUGGUUGGAUGGGAGUUGGAUGGGGUAUUUGCUUUGCUUUGCUUUCGUGGUAUUGAUAUAAAAGUGGGUUUACCAGAUCAGGUAAUGGGUGGGCAGGGACGGAGUGUAAAUUGGGUUAUUGGGAGGGUAUCCGGUCACAAAUGCGAUGGUCCUCUCACUUAUGUGCGAAUUUGAAGUGAUCGGUAAUGCGAGUGAUAGAUGCUGAAUUCUCAACCAGAACCCUAGUUCCCGUCUUGGAUGCAGCUGCUCUAUUCGCGCUCGGUUCAUGGUUAAGACGG